Molecule: messenger RNA, 611 nt
Organism: Colletotrichum godetiae
Lineage: Eukaryota; Fungi; Ascomycota; Sordariomycetes; Glomerellales; Glomerellaceae
Exons: 3
Source: RefSeq, a predicted model, not a curated record
GUGUAACUCACAUCAGACGACAAAAAGUCCGAGUUAUGCCUCUUCCGCUUUCGUCGACGGCUCCAAUCAAAGUCGCUCUCGCCUCCAAAUGAUGGCAAGCUUCCUCGCGUCGUAUGGUCAGAGACGAAAAGCUCAUGAUUGUGCUGCUUCAAGUGGACUCUUUUGUCUACGCUCUGUCCGUUCAGCAACAAAGUGCGUAUAACUGUCUGGCACAUGCAAUUGGUCCUAAACCAACGGUUCUGGCUUCCUGUUCUACCUCUCGGAUAGCUGUCGGAUCCCGUCAUUCGGGCUACUCGCGUCCAACCCUACGUGCUAACAUCCUCCGUACCCAACAAAUCAUGGCUUCUCGUCAGCAGCAGCCAAAGAAAAGGGAUAGAACCAACGAGAACUGCGAUAAAACGGUCAAAAACAUCAUGUGGCGUUGUGAGCAGAUACGACGACGGUACGGGGCCGACGCAUACGUCCAAGUCCGCUUCAAAAGCAGAUUAUAUGAAUACACGUCUUCCAAUGAGCACAGUUUCCCCAAAUCUCGCGCUGAGUUGAAAACGAUCUACCCGGUUCCGGUGACGAGAUCGCCACUGGACUAUGCGGAAAGAAUAUCUCGAAGCGAC